UAAUUCAGCAUUUUCGAAUGAGAAAGCUCCUAACUAAACCAACCAUGAAACAAAUUUGUUUGAACGUAUUGAUAGGAUUACCUGGUGCGGGAAAGACCACCUUUUGUCGAGAAGUUACAAAAUAUCUGGAGUCGAAACAUUCUUCUUUGUCUGUGAUUCAUGUCUGUUUUGACGAUUACAUUAAAGUUAAUUCACAAAUAGAACUCGAAAGUGGUUCGUUUAAGGAACAGAGGAACCAACUUCUACUUUCACUGGAUAGACUUUUAGAAUUCAUAGUUAAGAAAGAUUCAAGCUGUAACAGUAGGAACGCAUCUCGAAUGUUGGAUUCAGAAUUUCAAACGGUAAUAGCCAAACUCAACGCUGACAGCAAAACCUGCUUUCUCAUAUUGUUGGACGACAACAUGUACUACAGAAGUAUGAGAUUUUCGGUUUACCAACUAUCGAGAAAGUAUCAAACGGGAUAUAUGCAAAUGUUUUUCGAGGUACCUCUGGAAGUGGCUCAAAGACAAAAUGCUCAGCGAGAAGAACCAAUUCCUGAUCAGGUGUUAGUUAGAAUGGAGUCCAAACUGCAGAAGCCUCUGGUAGAUUUCUGUCACUGGGAGAGGAACAGUUUCCAUUACAAAGAGCAACCGUUUGAUUUCACUUCAAUUGAGGAAUGUGUUUUCGAACGAUUAGAACAUCCGGAACGUUCCUUAGAGGAGGUCCCUGAUAGAAAGCCAAUGGAACAGUCCGCAGUUCAUAAAAUUGAUUUAAGGCUACGGAAAACUGUAGGAAAACUGAUCAAAAAUCAGUCUGGAACAGGAGGUGUGGAUAAUCGAAAUUUAUCUAUCGAACUGAAUCGAAAGAGAAAAAGUUUGCUCGAUGAUAUGCGGAACAGACUGCUAGAAAUUGACGACAAUAUCACAGACGAAGAAUUGCAGAAGCUCUUUUGUUGUUAAGUUGUAAAUAAAAAAUCUAACCAACUGGUA
This is a messenger RNA of Uranotaenia lowii, 968 nucleotides long. RefSeq names its product L-seryl-tRNA(Sec) kinase (gene Pstk). The transcript has a single exon. Gene Ontology annotation, molecular function: tRNA binding; kinase activity. Lineage: Eukaryota; Metazoa; Arthropoda; Insecta; Diptera; Culicidae. The record is from RefSeq and is a predicted model, not a curated record. The coding region runs from base 18 to 938 and encodes 306 amino acids.